AUGCCGAACCAUUACAUGGCAGAUGAAAAGCCCGAGUCGGCCCCUUAUGGCUACGAGGAGAAUAAUGUCGGCUUCGAGGAGCCCAUUGUCCAUGGCGCUGCUACUGUGGGCGGCGAGACGGGUCGGGGAGGAGACACACAUCGUGGAUUGAAAUCUAGGCAUAUUCAGUUUCUUGCUCUUGGUGGUGCCAUCGGUACUGGUCUCUUCAUCGGAUCGGGUUCUAUUCUCGCCCUCGUCGGCCCCGCACCUCUGUUCAUGGCCUACCUGAGCAUGAUGCUCGUUGUUUACAACGUCAUGAACAACUUGGCUGAAAUCGUCACCUUUUUGCCAAUGCGCGGAAUCACGAUUCCAUACUUUGUCAAACGAUUCGUCGAUCCCAGCUUAGCUUUUGCCGCGGGAUGGAAUUACUGGUAUGCGUACGCCAUUCUUGUUGCCGCAGAGGCCACGGCUGGAGCCAUUCUCCUCGAUUACUGGCAAACUCCCGUUCACAAUGCUGUGUGGAUCACCAUUUUCCUGAUUGUCGUCCUUUUGCUCAACAUCAUCGCUGUCGAGUUUUUUGGAGAAGCAGAGUUCUGGUUUGCCUCUAUCAAGUUUAUCACCAUCAUCGGCCUCGUUAUUCUGGGUUUCGUCAUUAUGCUUGGUGGAAGUCCAAAUGAUCAAGGCCGCCUGGGUUUUAGGUACUGGAAUAAUCCCGGUGCCUUUAAGCCAUAUAUCGUAGAUGGAAAUGCUGGAAAUUUCCUUGCAUACUGGACUGCCUUUGUUCGCGCUGGGUUCGCCUUCAUCACCUCGCCUGAACUGAUUGCCCUUGCUGCUGGAGAGACCAUUGCACCUCGCCGCAACAUCCCCAAGGCCGCAGGUCGCUUCGUAUACCGUCUGGCCAUCUUCUACGGCCUUGGAUCCUUCAUCAUCGGCGUCAUUGUCCCCUCCGACGACGACCGUCUCGGCGGAAGCUCCAACGCCUCAGCAUCUCCCUUCGUCAUCGGCAUCCAAAGAGCCGGCAUCGCAGGCUUGAACCACGUCGUCAACGCCGCCGUUCUAACAUCCGCCUGGUCCGCCGGCAACGCCUUCCUCUUCUCCGGCUCGCGCGUCCUCUACGGCAUGGCCCUCAAUGGCGAAGCCCCCAAGAUCUUCGGCCGCACCAGCAAAAAAGGCGCCCCAUACGUCGCUGUCCUCGCAACAUGGGCAAUCGGCCUCCUCGCCUACCUCAACGUCUCAAACACCGGCGCCCAGGUCUUCCUCUGGUUCUCCAACAUCUCCACCAUCUCCGGCUUCAUCGCCUGGAUCGUCGUCAUGAUCACCUACAUCCGCUUCCGCAAAGCCAUGAUCUUCAACGGCGUUCUCGAGACCCUGCCUUACCGCACGCCCUUCCAGCCAUACCUCACUUAUUUCACCCUCUUCGUCAUUUCCCUCCUCACCCUCACAAACGGCUUCCAGGUCUUUGUCCCCGCUGAUUGGGAUGUUUCCAACUUCCUUGCUGCAUACAUUACCCUGCCUAUCUUCCUCGCCUUCUACUUUGGCCACAAGAUUGCGACUAGGACAAGGUUUGCAAUUCCUGUGCAGAGCAUCAAUGUCACGACUGGAGUCCGGGAAAUGAAUGAGCUGUGCAAGGAUGAUAUUUCGGGGGCGCCCGUACCGAAGAAUGUCUGGCAGAAGAUUUGGUUCUGGAUUGCUUAA
This is a messenger RNA of Bipolaris victoriae FI3, 1674 nucleotides long. RefSeq lists its product as hypothetical. Gene Ontology annotation, molecular function: amino acid transmembrane transporter activity. Gene Ontology annotation, cellular component: membrane. NCBI's taxonomy places the organism in Eukaryota, Fungi, Ascomycota, Dothideomycetes, Pleosporales, Pleosporaceae. The transcript has 2 exons. Gene Ontology annotation, biological process: amino acid transmembrane transport. The coding region runs from base 1 to 1674 and encodes 557 amino acids. The record is from RefSeq and is a predicted model, not a curated record.